This is a messenger RNA of Punica granatum (pomegranate), 1255 nucleotides long. The record is from RefSeq and is a predicted model, not a curated record. NCBI's taxonomy places the organism in Eukaryota, Viridiplantae, Streptophyta, Magnoliopsida, Myrtales, Lythraceae.
GCAGAUCACACUUCUCACGUGAUCCAACUGAGCCGAUCAUCGGAGCUCUCAGUUCAAGCCGAGCUCUCUACAUGCGAGCAGUCGCAAGCAGGAGGCUCUCUCGAGCUCUCCUCUCCGCUGCAGCUGUUCCUUCUUCCCGCUCGCUACGAACGCUGACUGCUCUCCCGCCGCAUUCUCCCCUCGCGUUCGACCGUUCUGGCGCCGCCUCUGCAUCGCCGGCGGGGCAGCUCUUCCUGUCCCCCUGGUCCAUCAUCCAACACCGCGGAGUCAAAAUUCAAGGCUCUGAAGUAAGACCAGGCAAUGUCAUUGAAAGAAAAGGGCAUCUCUAUGAGGUCGUGAAAGCUGAACAUAACCAACAGGGCAGAGGAUCUGCUCUGAUACAGGUCGAGCUUCGUGAUGUUGAAAGUGGAAAUAAAGUAAAUGCUCGUUUUAAUACAGAUGAAUCUAUAGCAAAGGUGUUUGUGGAGGAGAAGUCUUUCACAUGUAUGUGCACAAUUAAUGAUGAAGUUGCUCUGAUAGACCCCGCUACAUUUGAGCAAUUAGAUGUGAAAAAGGAUUUGUUUGGCAAGAAUGCAGUUUAUCUAGAAGAGGAAAUGAAGGUUACGUUGCGGCUCUUCGAUGAUAGACCUCUCUCAGGAUCGAUUCCAAAGCGUGUGAUUUGCAUUGUCAAAGAAACCCCACCUCAGGUGAAGGGGGUGUCUGCUACACCUGCGGAAAAAAGGGCUUUGCUGGACAAUGGACUUACUGUGAAAGUGCCUUCGUUCAUUGAAACUGGUGAAGCAAUUCUUGUCAAUACCGAAGAUGACUCUUACAUAAGCAGGGCCAAGGAGUGGCACACUAAUUCAUAAUUGAGAGAAAUGGUGCAGUGGGCCUGAACCGAUACUGACGGCAUUAUUUUCUGGAAAGAAUUGGAGUUUCUUAUGUCUGGGCAAUUCCAACUACGUCAGGACAGGCUGUGGGUUAGUCACCACAGGAUGCAAAUUUUUGGAUUGCAUGAUUCCAUUACAGAGAAUAAUGGACUGUUUAGCAGUUUUGGUUGAAAUAUAGCUGGGAUAUUCAAAAUGCAGCAUCUCAUUUUCGGAGAUGAUCCACUUAAGUUCUCCGAAAUGGGCCAGGGCAAAUAUUUUGGUGGCUGCGAUUGUGAAUUUAGACUCAUUGAAUAAUGUACUACAACAUCUGGGAUGCUGUGAGUUCGAUCAUUUGUUAAAUUGGGGAUUUCUUCUUCUAGCCACUGAUUCAUGUUCUAUUUGUUACA